GCGAGGGGUCACGUCAAAGCGGCGUAGACAAAGGGCGGGCGCGCGCACGUCUUUACGCACGCCUCGGCCGGCGGCGGCGGCCAAGGGCGGGAGUGAUCGUCCACAGAGGGACUGGGAACCCUGGAGCCUCGCGGCCGCUCCGGUUGUGAUCUCAUGGUUCGUGAGACCUAGCGCCACAUUGGACUCGGUGCUGACAACGUGGAGCCUGCUUGGGAAUCUUCUCUGUCACUCUCCUUUCUCUCUGCUCCCACCCCGCCUCAAAGUAAAUAAAUAUACCUUUGGCAGCAUGUAAGCAACUUCUUGCCAAGAACCCAGGUCUCCGCUGAGAAGGGGGCCUCAGGGAGAAGACUGUCCAGAGGAAACCAAUGCCAGGCGCUCCGGAGUUGCGCUCUGCGCAAGCAGCAUGAGACACUCCGUGCCAGCAUCUGUGUCCUCCCGGCAAGGACUGUAGCUCUCCGGCGUGGAGGGUCCUGGAGGCGGCACCCACCAGGAGCCUCUCUCGAGGAAGAAUGGGGCCAGAUAUGAACUCUCUACAGUGAACACAGUUUUCAGUUUAUGGAGGAGUUUUAAGUAAAACAGUUAUUUAGUUUCCACAUAUUCAAGUUCAAUAGCCUGUGUGAAGUGCCAGCAGUCACCCCCUUCCACAGAAGUUAUCAGGGUUGUUCUGGCUCCAAGUUGAACUCUUCUUGGUACUUCUGGCAAUGACAGAUCUUCAGGACAGAUUUAUCUGCUGAAUGCUCUCGAGCAGGAAAGAAAGACUGAAACUUCUGGAAGGAGUGCAAGGGGAACAAAACGGAGGUCCCGCCCUUGCUGCGCCCCUCACAGAAAGCCCUGGACUCGAUGCUUGUGCUGAAGAUCGCCCCGCCUCAUUCACCUCCGAAGUCCGUGUGUCCUGGGGAGAGCUGGCAUUUCGGGGCUGCCUCCUGUGGCCCUUUUUUAUGGUUCUCCUGUCCCCAGGCAGUCGAAUGAUGUGAACUUGGAACGGGCUUUGCCUUUCUGUGGGGACUCGCUUUCCCUCUCCGGCUGGUGCUGUCUGACAGGACCCCCCGCAGACAGUGGUUUGUCCUCAGGGAGGAGGCGCUGGCCUUGCCUGGACCCUCCACCAUGUUCCUGUUGCUGCCUUUUGAUAGCCUGAUUGUCAACCUUCUGGGCAUCUCCCUGACUGUCCUCUUCACCCUCCUCCUUGUUUUCAUCAUAGUCCCUGCCAUUUUUGGAGUUUCCUUUGGUAUCCGAAAGCUCUACAUGAAAACUCUGCUAAAAAUCUUUGCGUGGGCCACCUUGAGAAUGGAAAGAGGCGCCAAGGAGAAGAACCACCAACUUUACAAGCCCUAUACGAAUGGAAUCAUUGCAAAAGAUCCCACUUCGCUGGAAGAAGAGAUCAAAGAAAUCCGUCGAAGUGGUAGCAGUAAGGCUCUGGAUAACACUCCAGAGUUUGAGCUCUCCGACAUCUUCUACUUUUGCCGGAAAGGGAUGGAGACCAUUAUGGAUGACGAGGUGACCAAGAGGUUCUCAGCAGAGGAGCUGGAGUCCUGGAACCUGCUGAGCAGAACCAACUAUAACUUCCAGUACAUCAGCCUUCGGCUCACGGUCUUGUGGGGAUUAGGAGUGCUGAUUCGGUAUUGCUUCCUUCUGCCGCUCAGGAUAGCGCUUGCUUUCACUGGGAUUAGCCUUCUGGUGGCAGGCACAACCGUGGUGGGAUACCUGCCAAAUGGGAGGUUUAAGGAGUUCCUGAGUAAGCAUGUGCACUUAAUGUGUUACCGGAUCUGCGUGCGAGCCCUGACAGCCAUCAUCACCUACCAUGACAGGGAAAACAGGCCUAGAAACGGUGGCAUCUGUGUGGCCAAUCACACCUCUCCUAUCGAUGUCAUCAUUUUGGCCAGUGAUGGCUACUACGCCAUGGUGGGUCAAGUGCACGGGGGACUCAUGGGUGUGAUUCAGAGAGCCAUGGUGAAGGCCUGUCCACACGUCUGGUUCGAGCGUUCCGAAGUGAAAGAUCGCCACCUGGUGGCUAAAAGACUGACUGAGCAUGUGCAGGAUAAAAGCAAGCUGCCCAUCCUCAUCUUCCCAGAGGGAACCUGCAUCAAUAAUACAUCAGUGAUGAUGUUCAAAAAAGGAAGUUUUGAAAUUGGAGCCACGGUUUACCCUGUUGCUAUCAAGUAUGACCCUCAGUUUGGCGAUGCCUUCUGGAACAGCAGCAAGUAUGGGAUGGUCACGUACCUGCUCAGGAUGAUGACCAGCUGGGCCAUUGUCUGCAGCGUUUGGUACCUGCCUCCUAUGACCAGAGAGACUGAUGAAGAUGCCGUCCAGUUUGCAAAUAGGGUGAAAUCCGCCAUUGCCAGGCAGGGAGGGCUCGUGGACCUGCUUUGGGAUGGUGGGCUGAAGAGGGAGAAGGUGAAGGACACGUUCAAAGAGGAGCAGCAGAAGCUGUACAGCAAGAUGAUCGUUGGGAACCAUGAGGACAGGAGCCGAUCCUGAGCCCGGGCCUCGUGCUGUCUAGAGCCACCACUGGCGGACGUGACCUGUGGGCCAGCUGGAGCCACCGCCGCCCCCCCCCCCCCCCCCCCCCCCCCCCCCCCCCGCCACCCCCACUGCUGCAUCCUUGCCACCUGCGGGGCUCCUUGGGCGUCCUGGAGCCCAGGACUGCAGCUGCUUCGGGACUGCCCCGUGGACCCCUGGGCUUGCCGUUGGAAGUGGGCACCGCGGGGAGCUGCCUCCCGGGAUGAGACGCCUUCUUGUCUCUUUACAGUGCGUCUGUUGGAGGAAUGCCAUUAAAGUCCCCUGUCCACCCACACACAUGUGGGACUGAGUGGUGGGGAGGUGUUAGCCACGGGCCCGUGUUCAGCCUGUUGCAGAUGCCACGUGCCAGCGACUGUGCUGGGAAAAGGGCUGCUCGGUGCAGGGAGCCACCGCCCAGGCAGUGCGGCCUGCCUCAGCCAGGAUGUCUCCCCCACUCCCUGCCCCCCACCCCGGGGCUCCACAGACUGGAUGAAUGGAAAACUGUGGUCUGCAGGGGCUCUUGGCAAAGCAAGGUUUUCAUUCCUGUACUGCUGCCGCAGGCAGUCACCAGAAGGGACCCAGAAGCAAGGUGGACCGGUGACUGGUGUGUGGUGGGAACCAAGAGUCAUUUUGUGUUCCAGCUCCAAUGCUAACCCUGAACUCCUGUGUGACUUGCUCUUUGUUAACUCGUGCCUCAGUUUCCCCAUCUGUAACCUGGCUCAGGAGGGGAAAGGUGGUGAUACCUACCUCACAGGGUUGUUGUGGGGAUUGAAGUGCUACUUUGAAGGACAAGUUGCUCAGUGUUCCAAGUGUAGGUCCAUGAAAUGUGGCAGGACAAGGUCUGAGCUCAGAGCUGCUGAAGAGGGCUUUGGGCUUAUUCUUGUGAGUCAAUAAAACUGUCUUUGAAGGUCAAUGGACUGAGGGGUUUCUCCCUUCCCUCUGUCUCCCCUGGCUGCAGCGCUAAGUAACGGGUCUCUUACGGCAGUCACAGGUCUCUGACUUGGCCGUAACCCAAGCCUGUAGGGAAUCCACCUGACUUCUGGAAUGAGGAAUAGUAUCGUUCAGAAGGAGCUACUGCUCCUGUCAGGUGUCUGCAUAGCUCUCUGGUUAACUUGGAAAUUUCCAGCUCAGAUGAGCUAUGGAUCUCUCCACAGUUGGGUGCAGUGGGAUUAGAGGCGUGUUGAGAGGCAGUGUUUGUUGGGGUUGGGGAAAGAGUGGACGAGGCCGGCAGUCCGGAUGUAAGGACAGGAAAGCAUCGAGGACCUACGGGGGCAAGGAAGGAACAGAGGCUCUGGAAGGCUUAGUGAGGGGGCCAGGUGGGGACUGGCGCGUGCAGGCUUCCCCACAGCCAGAGGGGAGGUGCGGGCUCCACCGGGCUCCUGCAUCCACCUACAGUCACUGUGAGGGGGAGUCUGAAGCCAAGCAACCCUCGCCGGGUCUGGCUUCUAGGGUCUAACACUUUCACGUCCUAACGAGCGAGAGUUGCCUCAGCCCCACCAUUCACCCAUCCAUCCGUACAUCCCCACUCCCUCCCUGGCUCCCCAUGGCAUGGCCUUGUCACCUUUCAGGAUUUGGGCCAGCCGUGGUAAGCGGCACCACUCCGAGGCCACCAUCUGGCCUGUGACCGGGGAUGACGUGGAAGGGCAGCGCUGCUCCUGAGCCACUGACUUGAUAGCACUUUGUCUCUUCUGCCCUUAGUCUGACUCCUGCCCUGCUUCCUGUUCCCUUACCUCCCUUGCUAGCCUCCCCUUUCCUCUUACCUGCCCUCUCGCUAGCCAGCGAAAGAGGAUUUUUCUCUCUAAUAAAAAUACUGUUUUGACUGUAAGGAACAGCCUCUUAUGAACUGUUUUACCAAGAGUAAACAGUGGUUUUCAGCCUUUAGAGGAGGCGAUGUUUAUAGUGCUUAGUGUUUAACAGCCAUCUGGGAUGAUCUUUAAAAUUGGGCUUAAAGAUCAAGUUCCCUUUUUUAAAAGUUAUUUUUUAAAAAGCUGUUUGCUGUUCAGUACGUUUACAUCAUGAUUUUCAUCCAUAUGCUGAAAACAACGUGAGGAAACGAAAAAUGACAAAAACGGGCCUGUUGUUGAUGGCAGGGCGGAGGAUUACAGGAGCUAGGGUUAGAGUGCCUGCUGUGUCGGAGAAAGGCUAGUGGAAACUAAGAUUGUGCCACUGUUUUACUAGGAGCCAGGAUGUGAAUUACACCCCAAAGAAAGCAGUCUCAAAAAUUUUCACUUUGUGCUUGUCACAAGCAUGGAGAGUCCCCAGAGGACACCAUCCUCUGUAACCCGGGCCCACAGGCCCCGCGUUGUCAGGGACGGCUGGCUGGGUCUUGGGUGUAAAACCUCACGCCACCUAGAAAUAAGAGUCACAUAACACAAUGUCAAGUCCCAGAGUGCUCUUGCCCUCAGGAUCCUAGCAACCAAUGAGGAUGACCCUGGAAUAAAACAAACGGCAUCAAUUCGUGGGUCGAGCCCUGGCCAAUUUCUAAUCCCAGUUCCAAAUCUGCUCAUUUGCUGUUCUUUUUUUUUUUUCUUCAUUUCUUGAUCCACAAUGAAGGGCUUGAGCUAGAUGGCCUCCAAAGAUCUUUCCACCUCGUGUCUGUAACCCAUGGCUCAAACUUUAGCUCUAAAUUCUAAAGUCACCUGGUUCAGAAAUAAGUCUCUUUGUAUCCGUUUGACUUCUCCAGAACAUCGGGGCUCCACCAGAGGGUGUCCCAAUGUGUAGAGGGGCCCCGGUGUCCUGGCGAAGUGGGGCUGGGCGGGUUUGAAUGUGGGUAUCAGCUGUUUUCACUCAAAUGUGAGAUUUCCCCCCAGCUAGAGAAGGCACUUCCACAAACGCAAGUAAAAUUCCCCGGUCAGGGGAAGCAGGUAGAAGGCUGCUGGCCCCGCUCAGCGAGCUCAGCCCGAUGGAGCAGUUUGGGAGGACAUCCUUGCGGACGAUACAACCAACUUUUUGGAACUUGGUUCUUUACUGUGUCAGUCCCCACUCUCUAUUGCUGCCCUUCAGAUAUUGAAAAAGGCGGGCUGUGAGGCGGCAGGGAGCACUCUACAGGGCCUUGAACGCCUAGCCCAGCCCCCAGUCCUUGGCGCUGUCCAGGUCCUUCACAGCAGCACCUCGCCCUCCUGUCACGUGUAGCUGUUCUGAGUCUGCAGACCGGCUGCUCCUCCCCGGAGCUGACCAUAAACCCGGUGGUCUGUGGGCUAGGUGCUCCCCACGUCCAUGACACGCGAGCGAGUCCACUGUGUCGCAGGCCACACCUGCCCACUGUGCCUCUUGGGUGGCCAGACUCGAUUUCUCCAGUCGCACUCGCCCCGUGUGGCCUGGGACCGGCGGGCUGGAAGGGCAGCUGGGCGCACACUGGCUCCCGGACAGGCUGAGACGACCAUCCGGCCAUCCAUCUUCCACUGCACUAACACCCCCUCUCCCCCCAGUCAAUAUGUCUCUCUCCGAUGGGAAAGUUAAUAAAUUUUGCUCUAGA
This is a messenger RNA of Suricata suricatta (meerkat), 5971 nucleotides long. It is a transcript of the gene GPAT4, whose product is annotated as glycerol-3-phosphate acyltransferase 4. NCBI's taxonomy places the organism in Eukaryota, Metazoa, Chordata, Mammalia, Carnivora, Herpestidae. Gene Ontology annotation, biological process: triglyceride biosynthetic process. The coding region runs from base 1105 to 2475 and encodes 456 amino acids. The record is from RefSeq and is a predicted model, not a curated record. The transcript is spliced from 14 exons. Gene Ontology annotation, cellular component: endoplasmic reticulum. Gene Ontology annotation, molecular function: glycerol-3-phosphate O-acyltransferase activity.